This is a messenger RNA of Lachancea nothofagi CBS 11611, 3927 nucleotides long. NCBI's taxonomy places the organism in Eukaryota, Fungi, Ascomycota, Saccharomycetes, Saccharomycetales, Saccharomycetaceae. The record is from the annotation of a GenBank genome assembly.
AUGUUUGGCUCAAGUGCAGGAAGCUCGUCGCUAUUUGGAGGGGGGCAGAAUACCUCAACUCCGACUUCCAAAGGUGUGCAGUCUGACAACAAUGCGUUUCAACCAAGGCAGAAGACGUCAUCUGGUGGUCUCUUUGGUGAUGUGAGCAGCGGUCAAGUUAAUGGAGCGUCAACACCGAGUCCUUCUGGUGGGAUCUUCGGCAGCAAAAAUGUAGGGAAUGGUCCACAAAGAGCCACUAAUAACCUUUUUGGCGGUGCAUCCAAUUCGGCAACUACUUCGACAACAUUUGGAAAUAAUAAUAAUAAUACUGGAAACUCGAACAUCGGCGCACCUUUCGCCUCAAAUAUUAAUCAGUCAACCUUCGGUUCCAAUAACGCUGGGCUUAUUGGACAGCCAAAUAGUAGUAACAACGCGAGUGCAUCACUUUUUGGUAACAGUAGUGGCACCAGUCAACAAUUAGGUGCAACAGGGGGAUUAUUUGGAAAUUCUGGGAAUACAGCUUCUAACGGUGGCCUAUUCAGCACUACUGCUACAAAUGGCAAUUCGGGUGGGCUCUUUUCAAAUAGAUCGCCAGCUGCGGGCAUCGGAUCUGGAAGCACGGGGACCGCUAUGAGCGGCGGAAUGUUAUUUCCUGGGUCAACUUCACAAUCUAAUCAAAUAUCUGCCCCAUUGUCUGCCAAUCCGUAUGGCUUGCAGAUCAAUAGCAUGUCCAGCAAUGUUGCAAACAUGCCCGAGUCCAUUACAUCAUCCGUCCUCAAAAGAAGUUCACCACCGAAGACAGAAAAGGUGAAAGAAAAAGCGCAAAGCUCGUCAUUUUCAUCUCCUAAUACCUCAAUACCCUCCAAUUUUAAGAGCAAUACUACCCUUAUAGGGAAAUUAAGUUCACGACUGAAAAGUUCGAGGAGCAUUGAACCCACACAAGGUCUAUUCUCUCCGGCAAGAAAACCUAUGUUUCGUCAGGAGGACAUGGAAAAAUUAGGGAAGGAUCACGCAAGCUCCGAAGUGCUACCAAUUAGAAAAAUUGUCGAUAACCAUUCGCAGACUAGUCGAACUGACGUUUCGGAAUUAAGGAGAUUGAAAAUUGACACUGGAAGAAGCGCGGCAAAAAAGAUCAAACUAUUUAACGGAAUGAGUGAAGCCACAAGCAUGAAGGUCUUGGGCGAGAAAGAAUUUGAGCCCAAAAGAGAUGAAUUAAAAACCGAUAUCAAGAAGCCAAACGAGCUUCACUUCGAAGCCCGUUUGCCAAGAGAAAAUGAAUUUGGGGAACAAAACGACAUUAAAAGUAAGGGAUAUUGGUGCUCACCUACUAUUGAUCAGCUUAGUAAGCUCCCAAUAAAACAGCUCUGCAGCGUUUCUAACUUUGUUGUUGGCCGUCGCGGCUUCGGAUCUAUAUCAUUUGACAGUGAUGUUGAUCUAAGCUCUUUCAUCGACGACCUUGAAGACAACUUGUUUGACAAAACUGUUAUUUUUCACGGAAAUAAGACCGUUGAAGUUUAUCCAGACAGCGUUACGAAACCUCCCUUUGGAUAUGGCCUUAACGUUCCGGCAACGAUAACGUUAGAGAAAAUUUACGCUAUAGAUCAAAGAUCAAGGGCGCCCAUCGAAGACCACUCGGCGGAAGAGGUGCAGCUACUAAUAAAAAAAUUAAGAAGAUUAAAGGGUAUGACGUUCAUUUCAUAUAACCCGUUUGAAGGUUUGUGGACUUUCAAAGUGCAGCACUUUAGUGUCUGGGGCUUAGUGGAUGGUCAAGAGGACAAUGCGGCCGACUCCGCUAAAUUAGAAAAAUCAAGACCGGUGGAACGGAAGCUCGCUUUUCCAAAGUUAAAGUCAUCAGUAACUCAACUUCCAACGUCAAUGGCGCAACAAUCUGCCAAAUCUUCUGUCCUUCACGCCAACGGCUUGGACAUAAUAGGCUCUAACGAGGUAAGCUAUCCCAGAUUCGAAUCGGAAGAUGCUGAAAUGUUCGAUCUCAUUGAUGAAAAGCAAUAUGAACCUUCUGAUGUUAGCGUCAACGAUUUCAUCGGCUUAGAACCUCAAUCGACUUUAAGCGUAUCUAGUGACUGGGUUUCACAGCUUAAACUCGCUGGCGAAUCAUACAAUUCCAUCUUUAAAAACUCGUCCAAAUCUGGAGUGCACGAUGAAGAAAGCGAGGCGUUAUUUCCAUCGUUAGACGCCAAUAUUAAGACUCGUAAAGACAUCAGAAGAACUCAACGUGUCCUGGCCCCCCCUCCCUUUGCCAAGUUUUCGAAUGAUUCAAACUUACUUUUGCGGUCUCUUGAAAGCCCUUCCGGGUGUUCGCUUAAGUCAUCAAUGCCUUACGAGCUCGAUAUUAAGACCAGAAUAAGUCGAACAUUUGAAUCCUGCUUUCCUCAAGCUCAAAUUGAAGCCCGCGAAACCAAUGGCUAUCCCGUAGUUAAAGAUUGGGCAGUCACUAUUGAAAGUAUUGGAAGAUUGCUGGGUGUAGGAGAAGAGCGGCGGCUAUGGGAGCUCAUUUCAAUACUUUUUGAUGAAUGCCCAACUGCUCAAGACGACGGAAGGUUGGAGGAAACCAAACGCUACAAAAGAUUAUGCAAUUGGGUGGUAGAGAAAGUUAAACCAAAUGUCUUGGACCGCAUCAACCUAUCAACAUGUUCCAAUGAAAAAAUCUUCAACCAGAUUUUGAUAGGAGAUAUCAUAGAAGCCACGGAAUUGGCAAUGAAAACUAGAAACCCUCAUUUGGCGGUUUUGAUUACGCUUCUAGGCUCGAACAACUCCAACGUUAAAUCUCUGGCUUGUCAGCAGCUACUAAAAUGGAAGGCGCUCAACAAAAAAGUUGAGCCAUUCGUCGUGAAGACGUACCAAUUGCUAGGUGGAGCUUUGUUUGACCAUCAAUCUCUGAUUGAUAUUGAAAACCAGUAUUCAUGGCUGGAGUGUCUUUCAAUGUGGUUAUCGUACGGGAAUACAGAUUCUAAGCCACUAACUGAAGUUCUCUCAAGCUUUUUGCGCAAACCAUUCAUGGGGAGCAUUCCACGGACAGAUAACUCUACAUGCAGUAUCUUGGAAUUUUUCAGCUCAAAGGAGGGAGAUGAAAAGCUUCUGGAAAAUAUCAGCAUAUCUAGCGAUGUUUUCAGAUGUCGAGACACCUGGUUCAUGACUCAAGCUCUUCGCUCCAAAGAUAACUGCAACUUUUCAACUGAGAAACUGGAUAGAAUAACUUCACAGUUUUUUGAACAAUUGGCGGCCAACAGGCUUUUUUCAGAGGCGCUUUUCACCCUUAUGUUUUUGAAUAAUGAUGAUUUGGUAAAACAAAAGAUAGACUCACUGAUAUCUAGGCACAUUCAGUUUUUUACUGAAACAUCUAAUAGAAAAGCUCUGGACAACUUCAAAAUACCAAAAGACAUUUUCUUUAAGGCCAGAGCACUUCACCACAAGUAUAAUGAGCAAUAUCUAGCCGAGGCCGAAAACUUGCUUGAUGGUGGAUUAAUCGAUGAAGCGGCGAAAUCUUUGUCUUUGAAUGUGGGACCUGAAUUAGUUUUGAGAGGCAGCAGAGACACUAAAAGCUUGAUAACGUUACGCAAUCUUAUACAAAGGGCUCUCAGUGGAAACGUUACCUCAGCACGAAAAGAUCUGGUUCUUUUUCAAGAUUACGCCCAAUUCGUCUUGGAUAGUGACACCAAUUUGACCCGCUUAGAGAGAAUAAUACGAACACUUCCGGCAUACUACGCAGAGCAGGGACAUUUGCGGAAGAUAUCAAUAUGUUGUUCAAUAAUUUCCAAUAAUGUGGCCCUUGCCUACCUGGAAAAACAUGAGGACAAGUUGGCUUCAGAUGCAACGAAGAAGCAACUACUUGUAUUGCCUUUUGGAGAACCUGAGCUGCAAUACAUCAAAAAAAAAUCAACCUUUCCCGGCCAACAUGAUAGAUCUUUAUUUUAUACAUACUCAAUAUAG